This is a messenger RNA of Penicilliopsis zonata CBS 506.65, 750 nucleotides long. RefSeq lists its product as hypothetical. The transcript has a single exon. NCBI's taxonomy places the organism in Eukaryota, Fungi, Ascomycota, Eurotiomycetes, Eurotiales, Aspergillaceae. The coding region runs from base 161 to 670 and encodes 169 amino acids. The record is from RefSeq and is a predicted model, not a curated record.
CUAUAAUUCCACGGCCUCGGAUCGAUAUUCAAUCCGCAAUGUAUUGCAAGCCACGGACACAGAUCAACAUCAUGAAGCCACCAGAUCAGAGACAAUCUGUCAACCCCAGAACACAUCCACAACCGCAUCGAGACCCCUGACUUCAAAUGCGUGCCAUGACAUGCAGGCUCUUAAUGACCUCCUUCCUCCAAAAAGAGAUCUACCGUUCGUCAAGCCGACUCUCAAGAAGCCGACACCGGCAGCAGAACAGCCCAAACAGACUCACCCCGCCAGACAGAGCUCUAUACAGCCAGACACCAGAGCCAAUAUCCAGAGCAGAGGAAUGCAAAGGGGUAAGACUUCAGCAGCUGAUCCGGAAGGUAGCGGCAGCCUUCUUGCUCUCCAACCCCCACCACUCACGCCUGUAUCAACCGUACCAGAAAACCAGCCGCGGGGGUCACCCUUUAUUUCGAGGGGAACGAUGAAAACGUCCAUUGGACGCGACACAACCACACCCACAACAAUAGCGAGACCGACGCCAGCAGAUUUCUCAUCAUACCUCUCUCUCCCGGAUGCAGAGCGGGCCGCCUCGGUCGAAAGCUGGAUCUGCCAGCAGCUAGAGGACGAUGCGUUUAUCCAACUCUGUCGGGAUGUCGAGGGGGUAUGGCAGCGGAUUGCCUUUGGGAGGUAGACGAACAUUAGUUAUUACUCGGGUGGGACUUGAUAAUCAGAGGGUAUGGAAGUAUAAAGAAAACAGAUAACUAUAUGCAU